GAGAGCACGGUGUGAAUGCUGCUCUCCUCAGAGCGGCUCUGCUCUGUAAUUGUGACUGUUGCGGGGUAAAACAUGGGGUUAAUCUGACAGGUUUCUGAGACUGAUGGAAGUAGAAGACUGUAAGUAUUUAAUGCAUCGUGUCUGUAUCUGUUAGUGAUGCUCUACAGGAGAGACUGAUCUACUUCUACACUGCCAGACUGAGGGGAGCUACACUUUCAACAUCGUGGAGAGAAAAAGAGAGAGAGAGAGAGAGAGAGAGCACGGUUUCCAUCAGGAGUCGAUGUGUGUGUGUGUGUGUGUGAUUGUGUGACAGACAGCAGGAGUAUGUUGUUGCUGCGAUCGCCAUCUUCAGCGGCUCGUGUUUAUUGGUGAUGAGCGCGCUCCCUCCGCGCGGACGCUCUGUGUAAUUGAGGCGCGAGGACCAUGCGUGCUGUGAGGAAUGCUCGAGCUCUGCGUCUCGCCCCCAACAGCCGCCCAGUCUCUUCUUCUCCUCUCUCAGAAUAAAUGCGCUUCACGCGCACACCAACUUAACCUGCAUCCAAAUAUGAAUGUAUAUGGAUUUUUCCGGCUGGCUAUUUCAUACUUACUUUUGCUGGGCUCUGCUAAUCUCAGUCGAGGUUCCGAAUGUAAUGCUGGGUGCAAUCCUGAAAAUGGGAUUUGUGAAAAGAAUGGCGAGUGCAGGUGUAGGCCUGGGUGGAAAGGUGCAACAUGCGAGCAAUGUGUUCCUUUCCCAGGAUGUGUUCAUGGAACGUGCGAGAAAGCUUGGCAGUGUAUCUGUGAACAGGGAUGGGUAGGAAGCCAGUGUGACCAAGAUGUCCAGCAGUGUUCAUUAAAGCCUUGCACUGGUAAUUCCGCUUGCAUUGAGACGGGAGACGGUGGAUAUUUGUGCAUCUGUCCUCCCGGGUACUCAGGAAAAAACUGCCAGCUGAAGAAAGGACCUUGUCAGAAGAACAGCUCGCCAUGUCAGAAUGGAGGCAGCUGCGUGGAUAACGCUGGAUUUGGCGGCCACUCUUCUUGUGUUUGCCCACCUGGAUUCACUGGUGACUUCUGUGAAAUUCAGGCUGAUAUCUGUGAGCCAAACCCAUGUCUAAACGGAGGGACUUGCAGAGAUAAUGGUUUGGGCUACACUUGCGUUUGCCUCAGUGGAUUCUCCGGCCCCACCUGCAACAUCAACCUGACUUCAUGCUCUGACAGCACCUGUGGGAAAGGAGGCACCUGCUUAACAAACACCAGUGGUGGAAUCCACUGCUUAUGCCCCCUAGGCCUAACCGGACCAUCAUGUAACCUUCAUACCCACAAACCCAAACCAAAGGCCAGGCCUAAACCGCCCGGUCAUGACCAUACUCCCCAUCACUACAACAUCCCAUCACACGCCUUCCACAAGCUGCUCAGACCUCCUGAGCGUGACCUUCUGAAAAUCACCAUGAAGGAGACAGUGCACACCUCCAGCCCUUUGGUCACCCGUAGCCAGAUCAUCUGCUUCGUUGUUCUGGGUCUGUUCACCUGCUUGGUGAUUCUGGGAACCACAGGGAUCAUUUUCUUCAAUCGCUGUGAGGCGUGGUUGGCAAAUACAAAGUAUAGCCUGCUGGUGAGGCAACAGAGGAACUACCUCCUGAAGGAUACCGCUGGUGAGGAUCACUCCAUAAACAUCAUCCUGCCAGAGAAAAUCAAGCUGACCAAUUAUGGGAAGCAUUAUACAUCUAUAUAAAGCAGAAACAUAAGAUACUUAUUCUUAUAGCUAACUUAGAACAGUCUUAGAUCAGUGCAGAUAAAAAUAUAUUUGUAGUUUACGUUUUGUGAUGUUAAAAUAUAUGUAUUAAUAUAAAGAAAAGAAAAAAAAACAGAAAAAAUACAAACUAACCCUUUUUGCAUCAGAUUAAUAAAAUAUUUCAGAGACAAUUGCAAGAUUUCUUUAAAUUAAAUAAGAUAGAAUAGGUGUGUACAAUAAUGACCACCGCACAUAUCAUAUACAAUGCCUUGAAAAAGUAUUCAUACCCCUUAAACUUUUUUUUAACAUUUUUUCCUGUUACACCCAAAAACCUGAAUGUAUUUUAUUGUGAAAAGAAAAUGAUAUAUAGUUUUCAAAAUAUUUACUUAAUAAAAAAUCUAAAAGUGUGCCGUGCCAUUGUAUGCAGCCCCCUGUACUUUAAUACAGCUAAAUAAAAUCCUCUGUAACGAAUUGCCUUUAAAGGUCACCAAUUAGUAAAUAGAGUUCAUCUUAGUGCUGGGUGAUUAUGGCCUAAAAAAUAAUCUUCGAUUUUUUCACAAAAAAAAAAAAAAGAUUUUCUAAUAUAAUCGAUUUUUCUUACCCUCCUGUUAAAAAUUAAACUACAGAUGACAAAGAAAUGGUUCAAGACAAGGCUUACCUUUAAAAAAAAAUAAAAUUAUAUAUAUCUGGUGAUCAGGCGCUUUGGGUUGAGUCAAAUCAAUGAGGGAAUCAAUGAUUCAAAUAUUGUUUAACAAGCCCAUCCGUCAUAUCAUGUGCUGACAUCAUGUAUGCACAGCCAGCCGGGGAGUUACUCACACUGACGGACACUGUAGUUAUACUUCAGGACGUGUAUUUGUGACUGAAAAUUGAGAAAUAAUGCACUAAACGAGUCACAGAAGAAACUUUGAAGGAGAGAUUAUUAUUGUUUGCACAUUUAAUCACGGACCCUCACCGGAGAGCGAUGACGCUGCAGUUUUUAAAAAACGAAAAAUUUAUUUAUAGAUAAAUAUACACUUUAUCCCACCGGGGGUUUGUAUCGAAAGUUCUGAAACAGUGCUGGAACUUUUUUUUAGUACAAGCUAAACGAGGAACGUUUAAAAAAUAUAGGUGUGUUGGUCUGUAAGUAAGACAGAUAAACACUACAGAAAUUAGUAGUGCUUUUAGAUUUUUUCAAUUAAAGAAAUAAAUUGUCUGUAUUGUAACGGCGCCCCUGGGAAUAGGGGUGUGGCCACCGUGACCCGGCAGUCAGAAAGCACACAGAUACACAGACACACAGAAAGGCAAGAACUCAAAGCGUACCUUUAUUUAGGUUCAAAUGCUCUCCACCAACAACCACAACUCAAAACAUAACUACUCUGCCCAGUGGGGCAUUAGUUGCUUAACUUGUGACUUUCAGACUUUUAAGGGUCCAUUCUGCCUCGUUAUGCCGAUCUCAGAUGGCUGCUCAAUCAGUCCUGAUUCAGACCAGCUGGGACAGGCAGGGGCUGCGUGUCACAAUGUGGGGCGGACCCACGGCUCCCCCACCUCUGCGCGUCACAGUAUGUAAAAUCAUGAUUACUCCUUUUUAAAAAUCGCAUUUAAACUGUAAUUCAAAUUUACCAAAUUAACUGCAAAAUUUGCUCAGCACUAGUCCAUCUGUGUGUAAUUUAUUCUCAGUAUAGUUGCAGCUGUUCUGCAAAGGCCUCAGUGAUUCGUUAGAAAGCAUUAAUGAUCAAACAACAUCCUGAAAACCAAAAAGCUUAUAAGAUAUAGAAGAAAAUAAAGGAAUAAAGUUGAGGAGAGGUGUAAUGCAGGGUUACACUACACUCUAAGAAAAGUAAGUACAGAUUUGUACUUAAAAGAGUACAAAGCUUGUCUCUGGGGCUGUACCUUAUAUUGAGGUACAAAAAAGUACCUUUCAGUAAAGUCCUUUUUUGUAUCCAUGGUUUUUGUGCCGGUAAAGAUUAUAAAGAUUAUAAACAUUAUCAUCAACUGAAUAUGGCUCAAAAACUUAAUGAUCCAAAAUUGUCUGGCUUUCAAAUAAAAAAUGUGCAAUUUAAAUAUAUUUUGUUUAUUAGUAAAGUGAUACAGAAUACUGAAUGUACCUUUUGACUGGUUAAAUGGUACAAAUGUGUACUUAUUUCUGUUAGAAAUUACUUUGUACUUCAGAGGAAACAAAGACCAAUAUUGUACCUUUGAGGGUACAAUUAUGAAGAGUGUACCUUUAAGUACAAAAAAGUACUCAUAUCGUACCUCUGUUUUUUAGAGUGUAUAUAAAAAAAUAUCUCAAGCUCUGAACAUCUCUUGUAGCACUGUUCAAUCCAUCAUCUGAAAAUGGAAAGGAGUAUGACACAUUCGCAAACCUACCAAGACACAGCAGUCCCUGAAAACUGACAGCACAGGAAAUUUGAUCCUAAAAAGUAUUGACUCAGGAGAGCUGAAUACAAAUGCAUCUCACACUUUCCAACAAAAGUGUGACAACUGAGUACACCCUCACAUUUCUGCAAAUAUUGCCUUGUAUCUUUUCAUGGGACAACACUAUAGAAAUGAAACUUUAAUAUAAUCGAUGUACAGCUUGAAUAGCAGUAUAGAUUUACUGUCUUCUGAAAAAAAAAACUCAACACACAGCAGCCGUUAGCUGGCAGUAGCUGGCAAUAUACAGUGGUGUGAAGAAGUGCUUUCCCUCUUUAUGAGUUCUUAUUGUUUUGCCUGUUUGUCACUCUUAAAUGGUUCAACUCAUCAAACAAAUUUAAAUAUUAUUCAAAAACAGCACAAGUAAACACAAAUUGUAGUUUAUAAAAGAAGGUUUUCAUUACUAAGUGAGACAAAAAAUCCAAACCUACAUUGCCCUGUGUGAAAGUGUUUGCCCUGUUAGCAUAAUAAGUGAUUGGGCCACAUCUAGCAGCAACAACUGCAAUCAAGCGUUUGCAGUAACUUGUAAUAAGUCUUUUACAGCACUGUAGUUUACAGAAUUGUUGUAAUUCUGCCACACUAGAGGGUUUUGAAGCAUGAACCUCCUUUUUAAGGUCAUGCCACAGCAUCUCAAUCAGAUUCAGGUCAGGAUUCACUUUGACUAGGCCACUCCUAGGCUACUCAUUUAAAGGUGCAGUUUCUGGUGUGUUUUGGGUCAUUGUCCUGCUGCAGAACCCAAGUUUGUUUUAUAAUAAGGUCACAAACCGAUGGUCAGGCAUUCUCCUUCAGGAGUUUUGGUAUAAAGCAUAAUUCAUGGUUCCAUUUAUGGCAGAAUUUAGACGAGCCUUAUAUUAAUGUUCUUUUUUGCUCAGCAGUGGUUUUCAUCUAGGAACUCGUUUCGUUUUUGCCCAGUCUCUUUCUUAUGGUGGAUUCAUGAAUGCUGAUGUUAACUGAGGCAGGUGAGGCCUGCAGUUCUUUGUAUGUUGUUGUGGGGUCUUUUGUGACCUCUUGGAUGAGUUGUCGCUAUCCUCUUGGGGUAAUUUUGGUCGGUCGGUCACUUUGGCCAUGAUAAACCACUUUUUCAUACAUUUCUUGCAUUUUGUGCUUACUUGUGUUGUCUUUGACUAAUUGUAUUAUACAAGUAUAAUAUUAUUCUACAUUUGUUUGAUGAUCUGAAACAUUUAGCAGUGACAAACAUGCAAAAAAAUAAGAAUUCAUGAAGGGGUCAAACACUUUUUCACACCACUGUAAGUAAGAAAACACUCCACAGUAAACAAAUCCAAACUGGUGUCCAUUGUGUUGUUGUCCCUUCCUGGUGUCACGUGACUUGUAAAGAGCUGUAAGGUUCCAAGAGUGAAUAUAAAAAUGGGCUGUUAAAUUUGUUCACUGGCCUGUGGAUGUUCACCAUGGCACUUCAUGGAAAGAACUCUCUGAGGAUGUGAGAAAUAGAAUCGUUGCUCUCCUAUUAAAGACGGCCAAGGCUAUAUGAAGAUUGCUAACACCCUAAAACUGAGCUACAGUACAGUGGCCAAGGUCAAACAGCAGUUUUCCAGAACAGGUUCCACUCUGAACAGGCCUCCCCAAGGUCGACCAAAGAAGUUGGGUCCACAUGUUCAGAGUCAUAUCCAGAGGUUGACUUCAAAAAUAGUGCUGCUAGCUUUGGUGCAGAGGUUAAAAAGUGGUCAGAGGUCAGCCUGCAGUGUUGUCCCAGAAGCAAAGCCUCAUCUGAAGGUGAUGCACAAGAAAACCUAAAUACAGUUUGCUGAAGAGUAGCAGUCCAAGAGCAUGGGUUACUAGAACCAUGUCCUGUGGUCUAACAACAUCAAGAUAAACUUGUUUAGCUCAGAUAGUCUCCAGCAUGUGUGGCGGAACCCUGGUGAGGAGUUCUAAGACAAUUUGGGCACAAUUAGGACAUGUUCACUGUGAGAUAUACUCACUUGUGUUGCCAGUGAUUUGACAUUAAAGGCUGUGUGAUAAGUUAUUUUUAGAGGAACUCAAUACUGCUGUACAAGCUGCACACUGACUGAAGUUAUGUCCAGGUUUCAUUUCUUGAGUUUUGUUCCAUGAAAAUAUAUUGAAUAUCUGCAGGAAUGUGAGGGAUACAUGCACUUUUGUUAGAUACUGUACUCUUAUCACAUAAAAUCCCAAUAGAAUAAAUGUAAUUUUGUGGGUCUAACAUGAAAAUGGGGGACAUUUCAAGGGAUGAAUACUUUUUCAAGGCACUGUAGGCAACAUAAGUAGCUCCUCAUCUGAAUCUGAUGGAAGGAAUAUGCAAAGUGACAAAAUACCUAGUUGUAUUUGUUAUAAAUGACUAAAUUUAUCUCAGUGUGGUAAAAGGCACAGUUCUAUAUACUAGGGGUGCACCGAUAUUAUUAUUUUUUUAAACAAAAUUAAACAUGUAGACAUGGCUAAAAGUUUUUUCAUCACUAAAUCAAAAUUUUAUUUAAUUUAAAAGCCUACAUUAAGGGUGGGCGAUAUGGCCCUAAAUAAUAUCACAAUAUUUAAUGGUAUUUUCAUUGUAUUGUAAUGGUAUGUACUCUUGGCAAUAUGACAAAAUACUGAAUUAAAAUAUAUAUUUUAAGAAUAAACUAAUGCAAAAAAAUGAAAAUUUAAUUUAUUUAAGUUAUUAUUGCAUACAGUAUGAUAUGGCACACUCCUAAUUGAGAUAUUAAAAAAUACAAGAAUUUUAUCAGAUUUGUAACAGAAGUGAAUGAUACAGAAUGUCAUUAUACUAAUAAUAAUGCACUCCAAAUAUUUCCAACUGCAUCAUUUAUACUAUGUUAAGAAAAAAAAAGUUUUUUUGAGAAAAAAGGUGAUUUUGGUCAUAAUUUGGUUUUACUCUUUCUGUCUUUUACCUAGUUUGGCAGCAUAUUUCAAUUUAAAACUAUAUUUAAAGCAUUUUAAAAAAUUCACAUCUCAGGAACUGAAUAGAAGGGGAAACUGGAGGAUGAUGAUUGUAGAACACAGGGUAAGCCUGUAUAAAAGUCUUAAGAAAACAUCUUAAAAAUCCUGCAUUUUACAGGCAGCUUAUUUUGGGAUGUACGGACCAGUGUCUUCUACACACUUUUUGGAGUAUUUAUUGUGUAACAGUGUAUGAACGCUUGUGUAAUAAUGUGGUGAAACUCCAUAGUAAUGUACUGGAAUGUAUUUCAGCUGUACUAAAUCUGUUUCUGCAGUCUGUCCAAGAGGUGACUGGAAGUGAAGAAGUGAUGAUUUACUGCAGUAUAGAUUGUCAAUUGUUCUAUGAAGAGGAAAGUGCAUUUAAACAUCAACUUUUGCAGCCUUUUUGAUCAACUGAUUGUAUAUUUAAAAUUAAUAUGUAAAAUUACAUUCCUGUUACUAAUAUGUUCAUACUAGGGGUGGGCGAUAUGGCUCUAAAAUAAUAUCACGAUAUUUCAGGGUAUUUUUGCGAUAACUAUAUAGUUGGCGAUAUAGAAAAACUAAAUUCAUAAUUCAUUCAUUUCAGGAAUAUAGUAUAAUAGUAUAACAGUAUAAUCAUAAUGUGGCAAAAUAAAUAAUAUAGCAUAAAAUAAUAUAAUGCAGCAAAAAUAAUAUUGCAGAAUAUUUAGUGCAUGCAUAUAAACUGCAAGCUGAAACAAUUAUACAAUAAAUACACUUAAAGCUUCACAGUAAAUAAUAGACUACUUUUAAGACAGAACAGCCCUAUUAUCAUGAUAUGGAUUUUUAAUAUCAUGAUAUUUCUGUGUCACGAUAUAUUGUAUACGAUAUAAUAUUGCCCACCCCUAAUUCAUACCAGUUAUACAAGUUUUUAACAGUGUAUUCAGUUAUACAGUUUUAAUGUAAAUACUUUACUAAAUACAUACUGUUUUAACACCUUUUUCCCAUCAGCAUCGCAGACAAAAACAGAUAUAGUUCAUAUUUAGCCACGCCUCUCCCCUCCUGUUCUUCUGCUUCAACCCUGCCGAUGCUGGCUGUUAGCGUUGUGGCUAAACCUCCCUAACCUUUUCAGAGUCUGGCUGCUGUGUCUGUUAGCAUUGUGGCUAAAAGGCCAGUGCACACCAGACAUGGCCCAGUGAUUGACUGUUAAAUUCUCUUCAGAGCUCCAUGCAGUAUUUUUCAUUUUAUUCAUACUACAAACAUUUAAAAUACAUGACUUGUGACUUAAAAUGUACAUAAAAUAUUAAAGUAUUACAGUAUUUUACCAAAAAUGUU
Molecule: messenger RNA, 8272 nt
Organism: Astyanax mexicanus (Mexican tetra)
Lineage: Eukaryota; Metazoa; Chordata; Actinopteri; Characiformes; Acestrorhamphidae
Product: protein delta homolog 1
Exons: 5
Coding region: 440-1708 (422 amino acids)
Molecular function (GO): Notch binding; calcium ion binding
Source: RefSeq, a predicted model, not a curated record